UCUUCCUCUUGUUGCCUCUCCUGACAGGUCUGGUCAGCGCUGACGUCCGAAACUAUGAACUCUACAAUACUCCGACAGUUGCUGACAUAUUGCCACCACCUGCAGAAUCUUCUUAUCAAAGCCACUGAUGCCAUAUCCGACAAACUUCUCUACGACAUUUGGCGGGAAAACGACAUGAAGCACCUCUCCCGCCUGACGAUCGACACCUGUCCCAACGUCACAGCGGAGGCCAUCCACCAACUACUCGACAUGACUAACAACCUCACACUCAUUAGACUCUGGGGUUGUUUCUUCAUCACUAAGAACGACGAAGCCAAACUCCAGAAGAGGAUUAAGGACGAAAACUGUGAUGUUUAUCUCGAGUGGUACUGUUGGGAAGGUUGAAUCGAGGUUAAACGUGGUUGUUCACGAGUUGAUGAUGUGGUUGGUGUUGUUUUUAUUUUCCAUAAUGGGGAUACGUGGGGAUGGUGAUUAUCGUGGUUUUAUGAAUUAUGGUAUAUUGGAUUUUUUUUUCUAUUUCUCUUUCUCUGGUUCUCAUUUUAUAAAUGUUCAGAUGCGGUUAUUAAUGUGUUGUGGUCGUUUGUUGGAAGUUGAAACUACUGAGGGAAUUGUGACUGGUAGUAGUAUUUUUAAUCAUAGAGAACUUUUAAGAUUUUUAAGAAAUACCAGUCAUAUCAUAGCAUCUCCUAUGUGUUUCUGUAGGGGUCUUAAUUAAAGAACAACACGUAUAGUUGACAAAUCAGCGUAACAAUCAACCAAGGUACAUAUAAGCAAGUAGCUCCAUUUCCAUAUAGUCUACUGAACCCAAAAAUGAAAUUUACUAUUUCCUAAAACUAUUUUGAUGGCUGUUAAUGGUAAGGAAAUCUUGGUUAUCAUAAAUAAAAGAUGGGAAUUUUGGUGUUACUUCUGGUAAGUAUGAAAAUAUAGAGUAUAUUAUAUAAAUAAUUAUGUAUAUAGCUAUAUCUGAUAUCUCACGGCGUACUCUCAUUGGCUAAAAAUGGCAACAUCAUUAGCUCCACCCCUAUUUUUAACCUAACAGUUAUUGCAAUAUUCUAUGUUAAGAGUUAUUUCAGUGCAUCUUUUUUUUUAUAAAUGGCUCAGUAAUAACAAUGAUUUAAAAAAAAACAAUCGAAACAAAACCCCCCAAAAGAAAGAAAAAAAAACAUGUAUAUUUGCAAUGAUUAAAGUGAUGAGGCGGGGCUUAGGUCGGAAGUUGCCAACUAGGUUUUUUUCAAGAUGGAGUGGUUAUACCUGUGUAAAGAUACCUUGUAGUCAACAGAUGAGUAAACUUCAUAUUAUGAGGUUGUGCAAUCUAUUUAUUUUACUACCGCGUUCAUUAUUGUGAUAUUUAUCUCCUGUUUCAUGGUUAACAUUUUACUCUUCGGUUCUUUGUACGAGCCUUUUAUAUAUAUGUAUUUAAAUGUUUUAACUUCAUUUGUUUAGAAUGAGUUUAUUUGAAUCAUAUACCAUAUAUUAUAAAAAUCGACGAGGUUUGUUUACCAUUGAAUGGGAAGCCAGACGAUAGAAAACGAAGACUGAAGUGAAGUGGAGAAUUUUUAUCUUUUCUUGUAAAGAUGAAAAUAUACUUAAUUUUCAUUGAUAUGAAAAUUAUUACCUCCAUUUAUUUAUCUUGUGAUAGUCCCCAUAACUUAUCAAAAAACGUUUUUACGUUAUUUGGGAAUGAGAAAAUUUCUCGUUCGACUUUUUUUUUAACGAUUACAAAGCCUUUGCGUGAUUUUGGAAGGGGAGGCUAAUGUAAUUUGUUUUUCAAUCUGCUUGUUUGUAUAUUUUGACGAGACUAAUUUCUUACUUUUCUAGCAUUGUCAAGUCUCUUAUGGGACGAUUUUCACUGAAUUUUUCUUACUUUUCUAGAACUAGUGAUCUACAUGGUGUUAUUUGCACCGUGACGUGUUGUUGGUAGUGCCAAAUAGUCAAUUUAGGAAAUGGCUUUUACUGGUUGUCUUUCCCGGUUUCUCUCUAGACUGGAAUCAACAGGCAAAUUAUAUUAACCACGAUAAGAUGUUAGAGGCUAGGGCUACUAAGUGUUCAAAAGGAGACAGGUUUAACCGCCAUCUAUUAAUAUUUUUAUUAUUAUUAAUAGUUUUAUUAUUAUUAAUUAAUAAUUAAUAAUAUUAAUUAUUAUUAAUAUUAUUGAUUAAUAUCAUUAAUUAAUAUUAUUUAAUUAUUAUUAAUAAUAUUGAUUAAUUAAUAAGGACUAUUAAUAGUUUUAUUCUGGUAUGAAGUUCAUCCAUAUUGCAGUAGGUUAGAUUUUUUGAGUCGUGAACACAAGCAUGCACAAAAGUCAGACUACAACAGAAGAAAAAAACGUUCUUUUGUUGAUAUGCACUGACGUAGGCUAUAGACGAAGAAAACUGGAUAAUCAUAAUAAUAAUAAAAAAAAACAUAUAAUUGCCGGCUAAUCUUCUGAAGAGCUCUUUUGCAUAUGCCCCCACUGUAGGUUCUAAUAAAGCUAUCAGUAUUUGCCAAA
This is a messenger RNA of Penaeus vannamei (Pacific white shrimp), 2488 nucleotides long. Lineage: Eukaryota; Metazoa; Arthropoda; Malacostraca; Decapoda; Penaeidae. The record is from RefSeq and is a predicted model, not a curated record.